UGCUACGCGAAAUGCAAAAAAUACGAUAUAUUUUUGGUAUAUUAAUCGCUUGCAUGCUUAUCCUAAGCCAUGCUCAGAAGCGCAUUGUGUUUACCAAAGUGCAGUGCGCUAUAAAAAGCAAUAAGGUGGUCAAUGUUGGAUGCUUUCUGGAGGAGAAUAGCGCAUUUACUUUCCAAUCAACGGUGGGUAACAAAGAUGUCGGCAAUUUGGUGGGCAUAAUGGAGCUGAAUCUAUCGGCAGAGGGUCAGCGCAAGGUGACCAGAAUAAAUGGUGUACGCCUGGACAUAUGCAAGAUGUUGGAUGCCGGCAUACGACCCUCCAUGCUGAGCUUUAUAUUUCAGGGCAUACAGCAGACGGACAACAACAUGCCCCGCAGAUGUCCCUUCAAGAGGAACGUCACCUAUAUAUUGCAACACAUGAAGUUCGAUGCCAACUCCUUGCCGGUCUAUCUGCCCGAGUACAAUUUCACAUUCAUUGGCAAAUUCUAUGGCAACAAUGCGAAUCUUUUCGAUUUACGUAUCGGUGGCUGCCUUUGUCAUAGCGAUAAAGAUUGCACUGGAAACGAAGCUAACAGAACAGCUUUGAAUUAAUUUGUGCUUUUAACCGCAAAUAAAGUUUAUGCAUGAGUUCAGUAGCUAAAUUCAACCGGAUGCUAUUAAAAACAAGUGGACCUAUC
Molecule: messenger RNA, 676 nt
Organism: Drosophila novamexicana
Lineage: Eukaryota; Metazoa; Arthropoda; Insecta; Diptera; Drosophilidae
Exons: 3
Coding region: 12-590 (192 amino acids)
Source: RefSeq, a predicted model, not a curated record